AUGGCGGACGAGGAGCAACCCCAGAGCCCCGUGCUCGAGAAUCAGGAAGACGUGGCAGGGUCCGAAGGUUCCGAGCAGCUGGAGACCCAUCCAGAAGAGCCUGAACAUGAAGAGCACGAGGCUCACGAGGCUGGUAGCGUAACAGAAGCGGAAAGUACGACUGACGAGAAGCCUGCCGACGAAGGUGCGGCAGACGGACACGUUGAAGAGGGCGUGGUGCAUGAAGCCGAUACUACUACGAUGCCCCCGGCCAUUGAGGAUGCAACACCCGUAUCUUCUGCUGCUGAGGAGGCUGCGCCCCCACUCACGGAAGACAUGGCCAAGGAGAACUUGAAGACUCCCCCGUCGCCGACCAAGAAGCUCACGGCCAAGCCCUCUAUCAAUGUCAAGCCCAGCAGGCCUGCGUCCGGCGCACCAGGAACGCCAUUGGUCAAGAAGAUCAUCAACUCUGGCACGUUUGGGUCUGGCGCGGUCAAGCACGCCCCGACUGCGGUCUCGAAGGCCACUGGCACUCCCUUAAGUCCCACGAAGCCUACCUCCGCUGCAUCGUCAAUCAGGAAACCCACCAGCGGCGCAUCCGCCGCCGCCAAACAGACCAUGCCGCCUAGGACGAGUACCACUGGUGCCGCAGCUCCCAGUACCGCUGCCGCGCGGCGUCAGUCCGUCACGCCCAAGGCACCGACGUCCACUACGGCCAAAUCACCUACGCCCAGUGUCACCAAGCCGGCUCCCAGGGCAUCAUUGGCAUCGUCCACUAAGCCUGCGGCGUCCGCAUCAGCACCCCGCCCAAGAGCUUCCGUGAGCGGUGAGGUGAAGAGAACGACGACGGCUUCUCGAACCAGCGCUGCUGCUUCUUCCGCACGACCGCCGAGUACAUCGUCUACCAGGCCUACUAGGACACCUGGCUCCGGUUCCAUCUCUUCUAUCAAGGAGGUUGUCAAGGAUGAUGGGAAGAGCAAGGCUGUUGAGGAGUUGCAGGAGAAGCUCAAUGACGCAAACGCGUCGCUGGUAUCCAAGACCGAAGCUGUCACUGCGCUCGAGGAUCAGGUCAGCGGCCUGAAGUCGUCGCUGGACUCUGCGUUGGCGGAUGUCGAGUCGAAGCAGUCCACGCUCCAGGCGCUCGAGGAAGCGAAGAGCGAGACCGAGAAGGAGUUGGCUGCUGCGCGUGAGAGUCUGGCUGCGGCUCAGAGCUCGGAGUCUGGGACCGAACCCGGCCUAGAGACGAUCCGAACGGAGCUCGAGGAAGCCAAGUCAAACUCUGCUUCUUUGAAGGAGCUCGUAGCCAGCCUGCAGUCGCGGAUCGAGGAGCUCGAGACUGAGGUCAAAGCCGCUCAGGAGAACCUUGAAGUCCUUCGCUCGUCUUCCGGAGAUGCAUCUGCAGCGGCUACCGCUGCAGCCGAGGUCGAACACGCCGCUCUCCUCAAGGCGAAAGCCGACUUGGACGCGAUCCAGGCUGAGGUUGAGAGCCUCAAAGCUGCUCGCGACCAGGCUACUGCUGACGCGGAGGCGAAGAUCACCGCCCUCCAGGAGCAGGCUUCCCGUCUCGAGCCUCUCGAGGCACAGGUCGCUGAGCUCAAGACGGAGAGCGAGGAGAAGUCUAACAAGAUCUCCGAGCUCGAGAUCGAGAUUUUGGAGCUGAAGGAGGAGCAGGAGAAAUCAGAGGACGAACGCUCCCAGACCUCCGAGCGCAUCAAGGCGCUGGAAGACGACCUGAAGAAGGCCGAGGAGGCUGGUCGUCUGGCUGUCGAGCAGGCCAACGCGAAGGCCUCUGACGAUCUUGCCCAGGCGAACGAGGAGAACGCGAAGUUGCAGGCGGAGAUCGGCGAGCUUCGAGAGCAGAUCGACAAGCUCACCAGUCGUUGCAGCGAACUUGAGGGUCAGCUCGCCGAGGCUGUUGCCGCUCAGGAGGCUACGAAGGCUGAGUUGGCAAGCCAGAGCGAGGCGCACAAGGUCGAGGUCGAGAGCCUUCAGGAGUCGUUCCAGGAGAAGGAGAACAAACUCCAGGAGGAGCUGAAGGCCGUGUCUACCGAGCUCGAGAGCCAGGAGUCCAAGUACAAUGCCAAGGUCGACGACGUAAAGGCAGAGCAUGCGAAGCUCUUGGAGGAGGCGUUCGAGCGUGCCAAGAAUGAGGCGGGCUCUGCUCACAGCCAAGACCUGCAAGCCCUCCGUGCCGAAUCUCAGGCUACGAUCGAGCAGCUCCGCGCUGCUCACCAGACGACUAUUGAAGGCCUCAAAGCGGAGCAUCAGACUGCGUUGGAGAGUCAAGUGAAGUCGCUCGAGAAGGAGAUUAGCAAGCAGGCUCUCGACUUGAAAGCCACGCAGGAAGAUCUUGCGAAGGCGAAGGGCACCGUCGCAUCUGCCAGUGCCGAGUUGGAGUCUCUGAAGAUCCAGCUCGACGAGGCGCGCGCGGUCGCUGCAGCUGUCGACAAGACCGACAAAGACGAGGUGAUCUUUCGCUUGCAGAAGGAGCUCUCAAAUGCUCGGGAUGACCACGCGUCCCUCAGAGACAUGUUCGUGGCUACCAAAGAGUCGCUUACAGAGGUCUCCAGGAAUCACAUUAAGGAGCUGGAGGAGGCUGCGAAGGGCCGUGCGGAGGAGGCUACCAAGCUUCGCGCUGCGCACCAGGAGGAGAUCUUGGCUGUGACAAGCGAGAAGUCCGAGCUCCAGACGAAGCUAUCUGAUCUCGAGGGUGAGCUGGCGACCAUCAAGGCGACGUUGGCUACCGAGACGGUAUCCUCUCCGAAGAGCAACGGAUCGGCGCACGCGCGUACUUCGAGCGUGUCCCGAGACGAGCUGCAGCGCCUCCACGAGGCUCACAAUCUCAAGAUCCAUGAUAUCCAGGCGGAGCAGGAGCGACAGAUUAGGGCUUUGAGGGAGCAGUACGACAUCGCUCUUGCCAAGGCCGAGGAGCUGCAACAGGAAGUCGCGCGCAAGACCAUGGAGAUCCAAUAUCUCGAGACCGACCAGGAGGAUAGCCAGGACCAGAUUACACGGUAUGUAAAGAUUUUCGGACUGAAGAGUUUCCUUGGGGCUAUUUGCACGCUGGCCGUCGUAUACGGACUGUUUUGA
This is a messenger RNA of Rhodofomes roseus, 3069 nucleotides long. RefSeq lists its product as uncharacterized. NCBI's taxonomy places the organism in Eukaryota, Fungi, Basidiomycota, Agaricomycetes, Polyporales, Fomitopsidaceae. The coding region runs from base 1 to 3069 and encodes 1022 amino acids. The record is from RefSeq and is a predicted model, not a curated record. The transcript is spliced from 6 exons.